Mandrillus leucophaeus (drill) is the source of this 1584-nucleotide messenger RNA. RefSeq names its product bone morphogenetic protein 10 (gene BMP10). Gene Ontology annotation, biological process: BMP signaling pathway; SMAD protein signal transduction. The transcript has 2 exons. The coding region runs from base 160 to 1434 and encodes 424 amino acids. Gene Ontology annotation, molecular function: growth factor activity; cytokine activity. Lineage: Eukaryota; Metazoa; Chordata; Mammalia; Primates; Cercopithecidae. Gene Ontology annotation, cellular component: extracellular region. The record is from RefSeq and is a predicted model, not a curated record.
GGGGAGAGGAAGAGUGGUAGGGGGAGGGAGAGAGAGAGGAAGAGUUUCCAAACUUGUCUCCAGUGACAGGAGACAUUUACGCUCCACAAGAUAAAACUGCCACUUAGAGCCCAGGAGAGCUAAACCUUCCUGGCUUGGCCUAAGGGCUCGAGCGGAGUCAUGGGCUCUCUGGGCCUGACACUGUGCGCUCUUUUCUGCCUGGCAGCUCACUUGGUUUCUGGGAGCCCCAUCAUGAGCCUAGAGCAGUCUCCUCUGGAAGAAGAUAUGCCCCUUUUUGAUGAUGUUUUCUCAGAGCAAGAUGGUGUCGACUUUAACACACUGCUCCAGAGCAUGAAGGAUGAGUUUCUCAAGACACUAAACCUCUCUGACAUCCCCACGCAGGAUUCAGCCAAGGUGGACCCACCAGAGUACAUGUUGGAACUCUACAACAAAUUUGCAACAGAUCGGACCUCCAUGCCCUCUGCCAACAUCAUUAGGAGUUUCAAGAAUGAAGAUCUGUUUUCCCAGCCAGUCAGUUUUAACGGACUCCGAAAAUACCCCCUCCUCUUCAAUGUGUCCAUUCCUCACCAUGAAGAGGUCAUCAUGGCUGAACUUAGGCUGUACACACUGGUGCAAAGGGAUCGUAUGAUAUACGAUGGAGUAGACCGGAAAAUUACCAUUUUUGAAGUGCUGGAGAGCAAAGGGGAUAAUGAGGGAGAAAGAAACAUGCUGGUCUUGGUGUCAGGGGAGAUCUAUGGAACCAACAGUGAGUGGGAGACUUUUGAUGUCACAGAUGCCAUCAGACAUUGGCAAAAGUCAGGCUCAUCCACCCACCAGCUGGAGGUUCACAUUGAGAGCAAACACGAUGAAGCUGAGGAUGCCAGCAGUGGACGACUGGAAAUAGACACCAGUGCCCAGAAUAAGCAUAACCCUUUGCUCAUAGUGUUUUCUGAUGACCAAAGCAGUGACAAGGAGAGGAAGGAGGAACUAAAUGAAAUGAUUUCCCAUGAGCAACUUCCAGAGCUAGACAACUUGGGCCUGGAUGGCUUUUCCGGUGGACCUGGGGAAGAGGCUUUGUUGCAGAUGAGAUCAAACAUCAUCUAUGACUCCACUGCCCGAAUCAGAAGGAACGCCAAAGGAAACUACUGUAAGAGGACCCCGCUCUACAUCGACUUCAAGGAGAUUGGGUGGGACUCCUGGAUCAUUGCUCCGCCUGGAUACGAAGCCUAUGAAUGUCGUGGUGUUUGUAACUAUCCCCUGGCAGAACAUCUCACACCCACAAAGCAUGCAAUUAUCCAGGCCUUGGUCCACCUCAAGAAUUCCCAGAAAGCUUCCAAAGCCUGCUGUGUGCCCACAAAGCUAGAGCCCAUCUCCAUCCUCUAUUUAGACAAAGGCGUUGUCACCUACAAGUUUAAAUACGAAGGCAUGGCCGUCUCCGAAUGUGGCUGUAGAUAGAAGAAGAGUCCUGUGGCUUAUUUAAUAACUGUAAAUGUGUAUAUUUGGUGUUCCUAUUUAAUGAGAUUAUUUAAUAAGGGUGUACAGUAAUAGAGGCUUGCUGCCUUCAGGAAAUGGACAGGUCGGUUUGUUGUAGGAAAUGCAUAUUUU